Molecule: messenger RNA, 864 nt
Organism: Corticium candelabrum
Lineage: Eukaryota; Metazoa; Porifera; Homoscleromorpha; Homosclerophorida; Plakinidae
Exons: 1
Coding region: 1-864 (287 amino acids)
Source: RefSeq, a predicted model, not a curated record
AUGACGGUAGUGUUCGAAGUUACAGGUUUUUACGAAUACAUCUAUGGAAGACAUUUUACAUUAGUCUCAGAUCAUGAACCACUUCUGACCCUGUUUAAUGAAAGAACUGGAGUGUCCGAAAUGGCGUCAGCAAGGAUUCAAAGAUUGGCCCUCAAGUUAUCUGGCUACCAUUACACUUUCAGGCAUAAACCAGGAAUCAUAAAUGGUAACGCUGAUGGAUUGAGCAGACUGCCAUUAAGAGGACCGCCAGAUGUUUUAGAGGAGUCGCCACCACCCGAAGUUGUUAGUCUCUUGCAUCGGUUGGAAGUUCUUGAAAGUCCUGUAUCCGCACACGAAAUCAAACGGUGGACACGUGAAGAUCCUGUACUAGCGAGAGUGUUGAAAUACGUGCUGCAAGGAUGGCCCGCUAACUUACUAGGUGAUUUUGCAGUCGCAAUGAAGCCGUACAAAUCUAGGGCAAAUGAAUUGUCAGUGCAAGAUGGUUGUGUUCUGUACGGCGCCCGUGUGUUAGUGCCCGAGAAAGGAAGGCAUGCAGUGCUCUCACAACUGCAUGAUGGGCACCCAAACUGUUCAAGAAUGAAAGGGAUUGCAAGAACCAUAGUUUGGUGGCCAAGGAUUGAUUCUGAAAUAGAAGGAACUAUUCGGAAGUGUCUUACAUGCCAGCAGCAAGCGAGAGCACCGACAUUAGCUCCGCUGUGUGCAUGGGAAUGGCCAGAAAAGCCGUGGAGUAGAUUGCAUGCCGACUAUGCAGGGCCGCUUAUGGGAGCAUACUUUUUGUCAUUGUGGAUGCUCGCACCAAAUGGAUGGAUAUUCACUACACGGGCAAUUCUUGUUUUGUAUCACAGCAGUUCGAAGGAUUUAUAA